AUGUCGUUUUCCCGGAUUACGAGAUCAGGGGUAGCAACCUUCUGCAAGUUUUCGGCUGCAGCGUCUGUAGCCGGUGCCGGUGGCUGGCAGUUAUGGACAAUGCAUUGCUAUUUCGAGCCAUUUGGGCCUGGAAAUGAUCCUCUGUUCCAGAGUAAAUACUUCAAACAGCACAACCCUGGGAAUCAUCCUUCUCUCAACGACUCUUGUGUGCGAAAGGUGCCGCUAUCCCAGAUCCCACCGGAAUUGGUCGAUGAUGCCCUUAAUGGGGGUUCAAAGCUCCUCGAGAGGUUCUGCGCGGGCGUAUGGGGUGGUUAUGGAUACGCCAUCCAACGGAACAUACUGGCUCGACUGGGACGGAAUGACUCUAACAAGGACUCGGUGCUGUGGGGUAAAAAGCAGCUACUGAACAGCACCUACGAAGAAGGGACCAAUGUAACUGAUCACUUCGUCGUCGUUGGGAAGACUCCCAGAUCCGUCAUCCUGUGGGGAGCCCAUUCCCCGUCGGAGAAUCCAGGAGUCCCUCGGGACAUGGAGAACCUCGCCGAAAUUACGACGGAUAUCGACUUAGACCAUGGUGUGGCCGAGUUCAGGCUGAAGAACAUCUUCUACAACGGCGUGGAGCGGACAUCGAAAGACCCGUUUCCGCCGCCGAUCGUGUGGUUGCAUUUCCAAUACUGCAAAUUGUUGGUUGAGGCGGGAGUGAGCCACUGCAAGGCGUAG
Molecule: messenger RNA, 720 nt
Organism: Aspergillus pseudoviridinutans
Lineage: Eukaryota; Fungi; Ascomycota; Eurotiomycetes; Eurotiales; Aspergillaceae
Exons: 3
Coding region: 1-720 (239 amino acids)
Source: RefSeq, a predicted model, not a curated record